This is a messenger RNA of Symbiodinium sp. CCMP2456, 1233 nucleotides long. NCBI's taxonomy places the organism in Eukaryota, Dinophyceae, Suessiales, Symbiodiniaceae. The record is from the annotation of a GenBank genome assembly.
AUGGGUUGUGAAGAAUCCAAGCCGGAUCAGACCCAGGAGUGGACGGAGGCACAGCCAGCGGAGGGCGGACGACGCAUAGAAGUGCUAAUUCCAGACGGAGCCGUCGAAGGAGCUCAACUUGAUUUCAAAAGCCCUGAUGGAGUCUGGAUGAAGGCAACGGUACCGGAAGGGUAUAACCCUGGCGACAAGAUAUCCGUACUGGUUCCAGACGAAGCCCCGAAGAAGGAAAAGAAGUUCAAGUCUCUGCACCAGGCCUUCCAGCACAUGGACAAGAAGUUUACCGGCUACAUCACGGAUCACAGCCUGUUCGCUGAGGUUGCCAAAGACCUUCUCGGCCUUGAAGGCACCACUGAGGAGAUUUGGAGCACUCUCGACCAGGAUGGCAAUGGGCAGGUGAACUGGCCAGAGUUUGUGGAAUGGGCGGAGGCGAAUCACGUGGAGCUGGAGCUAGGUGCUCCAGGUUUGGGUGCCGACGGUGCCGUCGCCUUCCCUCCCCUCUGGCAGGGACCAAAGGACGACCCAUCCUUCGUCGGGCAGUAUGAUGUCGAAGAUGAUGACCAUUUCAAAGAGCUCAUCGAGCUGGUGCGAAAGACCUACAAGAAGGUCUGGACACGAGAUCGCAAGAAGACGGGGUCGGACAAAGUUCCCGCAAGCUUUGAGCUUGUGAAGGCCAAGCGCUGCGAGAACUUGAAAGACUGGAAGCGCUACUACUUCCGCCGCCACCAGAUCGCCCACGCUUGCAGCCACAAGACCGGCUUCAUGAAGAGACCAGUCCUGACAAGUGAGGCGAAAAAGCUAUCCAAGAGGCAAGGGCUGCGAGGUCACUGCAACGAGUGGUUCCUGUUCCACGGAACCAGUCCUGAAGCUGCAAAGUCCAUCCUCUCCGGAUCUGGCGAUUUCACCAUCAGCCUGGCCGGGUCGGCAACUGGCACGCUCUACGGCAGAGGCACAUACUUUGCAGAGUCCAUCACGAAGGCGGAUGAAUAUGCGAAAGAAGAUGAUGACGGCCUUUGCUGCGUGUUGGUGUGCCGAGUUGCUGCAGGGCAUGUCCUUUACAACGAUGAGGUCACCCCAGAUGCUGACAAGCUGCAGCAGAGCUGCAUCUCUGGAGAAACCCAUAGCAUUCUUGGCGACCGCGAGAAGUGCCGAGGCACUUUCAAGGAGUUCGUUAUCUUCGAUGCAGAUCAGGUCUAUGUCGAGUACGCCUUGUUCUACCGACGGAAGUACCAUUGA